Lactuca sativa (garden lettuce) is the source of this 3350-nucleotide messenger RNA. The record is from RefSeq and is a predicted model, not a curated record. NCBI's taxonomy places the organism in Eukaryota, Viridiplantae, Streptophyta, Magnoliopsida, Asterales, Asteraceae.
AGUUUGUUCCAGAUCAUUCAAGUGAUCCAUCAUAGCAUUAUUGGAGGAAACAUAUCAGCUUCAAUUUAAGCCAUUCUGAAGACAUACUCUGCACUCCGCUUCUCCUUAAUUGCACCUCCUUACGCAUACCACACAAGUGCCAUUGAUAAGAAAACCAGGAGGAUGAUCAUGGAUAUCUACGGAAGAUCAGAGCAUGAUCCGGAAUUCAAGGUACUUGAGGCGUCUUGCCCAAAUAUUACAACAGAAUACCUAUCUUCCCUAUGGAAUCUAGUAUACCAGUCACGUCAGCAAAACCAGUACAGCAAACCUAUGCCGUGGAUUGGGAUGUAUAUAGCAUUAGCAUCUCUACUUUGUGUCCUUGCAAUGGUGGCUGAUUUAUUACAUGGUUUGCGAAACAGAAAGCUAUGGUUUCCAUGUAAAUAUUUCACUCUGAAUGCCGCAUCUCUCACUGUGAUAGGUGUUGCAAUAAAGCUGCCCAUGGAUCUAACUACUCUCAUGCCAGGUGCUAUUGACCAGGCUACAAAGCUUGGAAGCAUGAGCUUUAUGUGCACCAUGAUGGCAAAUUUAUUGCCUUCUUUAGCAACCAUGAACGACAAGGAGCUAGUCUCAAACAUGAUUGCUGUAGUUGUUCUGGUAAUCUCCUUGGUUGUCAAUUUUUGCAUUCAAUUAGACACGGGAAUUUUAUUCUAUAUUUCUGAAGGUGCAUUCUUUUCAUAUAAAACACCGUUCCUUUUUAAAUUUAGUUAUGUAGCCGGUUGGGUGGUUCCGAUACUCAUGUUGCUGAUAAUAUAUGCAUGUUCAUCUUUAGCAAUUCUAAAGUCCAAACAGAUUCUAGAAUCCAAAUACCAAACAGCUAAUCAAACAGCUUUAAAGGAUCUAGUGCUGCCUGAUGGAAGAUUAACUGUUGCGAAGCUAAAGGAGUAUGUGACAAAGUACUGGAUCAUGGCAGGAACCGGAAGCCCUCAAUUUCUGACAGUCUGCUCUAUUUCGACAUCUGCUUCAGGGGUAAUAUGUGCUGCAAGCACUGGCUUCUUUAUUUCACUUAUGAUUUACCGAUUUCCACGUGUAGGACAUCAAGAGGACUAUAAGUCGGAUUAUAAGUGGUCAAUGGUAGUGAUUUUCGUGAUACAAUCCAUCGGAGUGAUACUGGGUACAAUUGCCCCGCUUGCCAGAUGUUUUGCAACCUUAAGCUUUGAUUUGUCAAUAAAAUGGAUUUGGAAGCAUGUGAAGAUCUGUGAAGUAGAGAGCUACCGGACUCAGAAGUUAUAUGAUUGGAAAUAUAGUUUCAUACCAUUCCUAUCCGGUGGCCGCAAAUGCAAGAUUGUCAUCCAGCAUUUGAAAAUCCAAAGUAUCAUUCUUUGUGUAGGAUUUCAGAAGACAGUCCUUGUAGCAUGCAAGAUGAUAAACAUGAUUACAAUUCUGUUUAUGAUAUUUGUCUUGUUUUGUCGUUCUUGUUGGAAAUGGUUAAAGGCCAUUAUGUUUAGCACAUCAUGUCAUACAUUGGGAGAACAGCCUAAUGAGCACCUAGGAAAAGAUGAAGAUCUUAGGGGGUAUGUUUUGCAACUUCACGAAGACUUACAGUUUACUGAAAAAACACUGAAACGCUUUUUAAAAUCUGUGAAUCGCUUGAUCCUAAAGGCAGAAAAACAACCCCCAAAGAAUCUUAUGAAGCUUCUAUCAAAAUCUCAUGGUUUUGAAGGACUUGCAAAGUUUAACAGCAAUCAUGUUCCUUCUUUACUUCCAAAGGAAUAUGUCAAUUGUUGGUCUUUGCCUUUGGUAACUCUAACAUCCAUCGCCAUGUCUCUACCUAACAUCGAAAAGGACAUGGUUGAUUGCUUGCUAAAUGGUGUGAGUGAGGCUCUUUUAUAUGUCACGCUCGUGGAAGAAAGCCUCAAUGCUAGUGAUCAUGAUCAUGUAAGCAUUCAAAAGGCAGCUGAAACUUUGUGGGUAGAUGUUGAAGUGUACCAUAAAUGGUUAGGAACUAAGCUGCCAAGCCCUAAGUCUAAAGUGAAUACACCGAGAGAGAUUCUUCAAUGGUUAAGGGAUAAGGCUAAGAGGAAGGUCAACAAGGUGGAAAGUAUGGAUAUCAGAAGCCGAAGUUAUGGUUCUAAAUACAUGUCUAUUUGUGCCAAUUCAAUGUAUCGUAUCGCUGAGACAAUCUUGCUCAACUAUCACGACAACAUUGAGCAGGUUAGCCAAGAUAAACUAUUUGCACAUGUAUCAUCAAUGAUCGCUGAUAUAAUAGCUGCUUGUGUCACCAACUUACCCCAAGUCAUUCUAAUGAAAUGCCGUGAAAGUGUCAUAGAGAAAAGGGAGGCGAGUGUUCAAGCUGCAGCUCAACUUCUAGGUGAGACUGCAGAGAUAAUCAUCACCCUUCAAGAACAUGAACUUCCAAGAUUGAAUCCAGACGAGUUGGCGUUUAUCGACAAGUGGUCAGAAUAAGGCGGAGAUGAUGGUUGUGUUGGUACGGAAUCCAAUGGCGAUGAAACUUGGCUAAAGAAAGAAGAGAAGGCAAAGAAGAAAACUGCCAAGGUGAUGAUUGGUAGAUGAUGUGACCUGGUCACCAGACGAUUACGCCUUGUGCCUGUGAUUAUUCUGAUGAGCCUGCAAGGUCACAACAGGAAGGGCCUGUUAGCCGUUCUCUGGGAGGAGUGAUAUGUGUAUUUAUAUAUAUAUAUAUAUAUAUAUAUAUAUAUAUAUAUAUAUAUAUAUACAUAUAUAUAUAUAUAUAUAUAUAUAUAUAUAUAUAUGCACUUUAUCUUAAUAUUUUGGCCUUAUUUAUUCUCUUUUAGAACUAAAAAGUACUUAUAAUGCUUUGAAUUAUGUUUUGCAGCUAUUCGUUGUCGAUAAAGCACAAAAGAAAAGACUGGAGCGGAAACCGGGCUUAGAAGCUAAAAGAAAGAAAAGAAUGUUGAGAAACCAAGUAUGCCCCGUGUACCUUAAGGGUACGCCCCGCGUACAGACUUGCACCGGAUAAACUUGAUCGCGUAAUUAUCCUUAGUACGCCCCACGUAAUCCCACGUACGCCCAGCGUACGUAAGUCGGCUACAAAGGCUAUAAAAGUCGAUUUUCAGCUAACCAGGAGGGGGGAUUCGACUUCCAACUUAGUUUAGUCGAUAUUUAACUUCUGUUAAGCCGUUUUGAGGGUUUAGAAGGCGGCCGGAAGGUCGUUAAGCUAACGGGAGCGGAGAUCGGAAGGGUUGGAGAGCGGAUACAUGUCGGUAAUCAUAUGGGUUGUUAACGUGACCAUGUUUAGCAUUCCAUUGUGGUACUUUUCUGUAUUUAGUUUCUGAUUUGGGUGUAAAAACCUUUUACUUUGUGUUUAUGAUUGAAUGAAGCUUUGAUUAUUA